GCAAGCUGGAGACUGGAAGGAUGCAUAUAACACUGUGUGACUAUAAUCCGCCCUGGGAGGACUUGAGUGCCGCACAAAAGAACAGCUUGACUCGCCUCUACAAAAGUGGCUGCGAUUGCAAGAUCAUCCCCUGCACUUCCCUCCCCUGUCCGGUCAGCACCUCUGAUGCAUGCCUGUGGACAGACUUGGGAACUGACAAUGGCCAAAACCUUGCCUGUAUCAAGAGGCGAGAUGGGUCCUGUGCCUGGUACAAGGGGCUAGCACUACCCAAGAAGUAGUUCCGGGAUAUUGGAGACUCCUAAACUCUACAGACCUUCCACUCACUGUUCAGAGUGACUAAAGAUGUCUGCAAUUAAUACGAGAACACAGCUACAAAUGCAAAUUGUUGUGAUUUUUAAAUUGCUUACUGGUCACUUCUACAAGUGCAAUUUAAAAUAAACAUCAAGCACUCAAGGUAA
This is a messenger RNA of Salvelinus sp. IW2-2015, 458 nucleotides long. The record is from RefSeq and is a predicted model, not a curated record. NCBI's taxonomy places the organism in Eukaryota, Metazoa, Chordata, Actinopteri, Salmoniformes, Salmonidae.